Molecule: messenger RNA, 2082 nt
Organism: Arabidopsis thaliana (thale cress)
Lineage: Eukaryota; Viridiplantae; Streptophyta; Magnoliopsida; Brassicales; Brassicaceae
Product: Major facilitator superfamily protein
Exons: 2
Coding region: 125-1741 (538 amino acids)
Cellular component (GO): chloroplast membrane; membrane
Source: RefSeq, marked reviewed
UAAGAACCGACCCGUGAAUUUCUCCUCUUUUCUCUCUGUUCCAUCUCUUAAUUUUUUUCUCCAGAUUUUGAAUCCCUAAGACAAAAAUAAUAAUAACAAAGCUUAAAGAAGUCAUUACAGAAUCAUGAACAAUCCAUUAUUAUCAAUCUCAAACCCAGUAAAGUUCUUUAAACCACCAAUUCCGUACAGAAUAAGCUUAAACACCACCAUUAACAAGAAACAGAAGCAUCAAAGCAAAACCCUUGUCGUGAAAUCCAACAAAAGGUCUACAACAUCAUUGACUAGUAGUGUCUCGCUGGUUAGAAGGAGAAACAACAAUGGCGAUGGUGAAACGACGCUGGUUAAAAAAGUGGGUAGAGAUGAAAAAGGACAAACGGUUCUGUUGUGUGCUUUAGGGUAUUGGGUUCAAGGGUUAAGGUGUUUCUCAUGGCUUGCUCUUAACUUCCAUAUGGCUCAUUGUCUUAAUCUCAAGCCAUCGACGCUUCAGCUUGUACAGUACACUGCUAGUCUUCCCAUGGUUGCUAAGCCUCUCUAUGGAGUUCUCUCUGAUGUUCUUUAUAUUGGCGGUGCUCGUAGAGUUCCUUACAUCUCCGUUGGAGUGCUUUUGCAGGGUCUAGCAUGGGGUUCGUUGGCGAUAUUCCCUGGUGCUAGAGAAGUUCUUCCUUCACUUAUGGCAUUUAUUCUGCUUAGUAACCUUGGAGCAUCCAUUACUGAAGUUUCUCAAGACGCUCUUGUUGCGGAAUACGGUUUAAGAUAUCAGAUAAAUGGUCUUCAGUCUUAUGCACUUAUGGCUUCAGCAGUUGGAGGAAUCCUUGGGAACUUACUCGGUGGAUAUUGCUUACUCAAGACACCUCCUAGAAUCUUGUUUCUUGCUUUUACAGCUUUGUUAUCUCUUCAGCUCAUUGUUUCUUUAUCUUCUAAAGAAGAAUCUGUUAACUUGCCACGGAUCGGAGAAGUAACUCCAGAGAUAAGCUCUGUUUUGGGGAUCGUAAAGAAACAGUUUUUGGAUCUUAAGGGAAUUGUUCAGGUAGAUGAAAUCUCCCAGCCUUUGAUUUGGAUAGUAUCUUCCAUUGCAUUGGUCCCUCUUCUCUCAGGAUCAGUCUUCUGCUACCAAACUCAAGUUCUAAACCUUGAUCCUUCAGUUAUUGGUAUGUCAAAGGUUAUUGGACAGUUGAUGCUUCUCUGUUUAACUGUUGUUUAUGAUCGUUACUGGAAGAAACUUCCCAUGAGGGCGUUGAUCCAUAUCGUGCAACUCCUGUACGCGUUUUCAUUACUGUUUGAUUAUAUCUUGGUGAAGCAAAUAAAUCUCGCGUUCGGGAUCUCAAACACGGCUUUUGUGCUCUGUUUCUCUAGUGUAGCGGAAAUUCUUGCACAGUUCAAGAUUCUUCCUUUCUCUGUUUUGCUAGCAAAUAUGUGCCCUGGAGGCUGUGAAGGAUCAAUCACUUCUUUCCUUGCUUCUACUCUGUGUUUGUCAUCAGUUGUAAGCGGAUUCACUGGAGUUGGAAUGGCUAAUAUGAUCGGGAUAACAUCGAAGAAUUACUCAAACCUGCCUGCAGGAAUUCUGAUACAGUCUUUGGCAGCUUUGGUGCCUUUGUGGUUUAUUCAUUAUGUUCCAAUGUUAGAGCCUGGUUUUGAGAGAGAAGGGAAGAGAGCUAUGAGUAAGAAAAGCAGAAGGAAUAGACGUGUAGGGAGAGUCAUAGGUCAGGAAAGUUUUGCUUACCGGCGGGAAAGAGAAACAUAAACAAGAAUCAGUCUGAGUUAUAGUUAGAGCUAGUUCUUCAGCUGACAUAACAUUGUUUCUUGGGAGGAGAAGAUUUUGUGCCCAUGUAAGUAAGGAUGGAUACUGAUGUUGGUAAACAUAAAAGUCCCAAGAUUGACAAGAAUCUCAUAAAUCCAAUCAAAGCAAUGUUAUAUCUCAGUUCACACCAAUCUUGCUGCAGCAACUCCAAGAAUCUCCCCACUGUUUCAUUCAUCGUUCUUGGUUUGGAGACAUGAGAUGUCAUUUCUUCCAAGACAAGCCAACGCACAGUGUAAUAUCUUGUACUAGGAUAACAAUGACCUAGAAAUGAAAUUAAAGUUUUG